GUGAGAAUCGAACUGAGUGGAGCUGUACUUGCUGCAAGACUAGCAACUUUCUUGAAAAGAGAACUGCAACUUGAAUUUGGUGCGACGUUCUUCCUGACGGACUCAGAAAUCGUCAGAGCAAUGAUACAGAAAGAGUCUUAUGGAUUCGCCACCUUCGCUGCUGUUCGAGUCGGUGAAAUUCAACAUACAACAGACCCGACUCAGUGGUACUGGGUCGAAGGAAAUCUGAAUGGCGCAGACUGUCUCACAAGAGGGAAACAUCCAACCGAGCUUGGAGGAGACAGUGAGUGGCAGGCUGGACCGGAGUUUCUUAAGCUUCCGAUCUCAGACUGGCCUCUGAAGAUGGACAGAAUCAGCUCCUGUGAGCUACCAGAGAGACUCGCUGUCGUCAUGAAGUGUGAAGAGGCUGGAAGAAACACAGAGAGUCUCAUGGACAUCAGCAAGGUCUCAAGAUACCGUCGUCUGAUGAGAGUCACUGCAAGAGUCAUCAGCGUCUUCUGCAAGUUGAAGCCAACGUUCAGGAACGUGAGUCAGCAGCCGUCUGUCGAAGGCCUAGAAGCAGCAGAAAGGUACUGGGUCAAAGAAGCACAGAAGAUGCUACAUGAAGACCUCAGUGGGGGCAAGUUCAGAAGACUACGCCCGACAUACAACAAGGACGGCAUCAUAAUGGUCGGCGCUCGAGCUGAAGAAUGGCUGGAGAUCAGCUACAACCGCCAGCAGCUACCGCUACUGCCGUUCCAACAUCGUCUGUCGCGGUUGUACGUGGAGUACACACAUCAGCAGGGUCACCUGGGCACUUCUGCAACAACUGCCAAAGUCAGAGAAAGGUUCUGGAUCAUCAGCCUGCAGAGGAUCUCCAAGGCAGUGCGGUAUGGAUGUGUCAUCUGCCGCAAACUCGACAAGAAGUUCGAAGCACAGAGGAUGGGCCAGCUACCAGUGGAGAGGCUGAAGCCAGCGCCAGCAUGGAGCAGCACUGCGCUGGACUAUUUCGGUCCCAUGCUGAUCCGAGGAGAGGUGAACAAGAGGUCCAGGGGCAAAGCCUACGGAGUUCUCUUCACCUGCAUGCUGAGCAGGGCCGUUCACCUGGAUCUGGCAUCCGACUACUCAACGGAUGGAUUUCUGAUGGUAUUCCGCAGGUUCGUGUCUGUCCGCGGAUGUCCAUCAAAGCUGUUAUCGGAUUCUGGCUCACAGCUGAUGGCUGCAAACAAGGAGCUCCAAGCUGCCGUGAGGCACCUGGACCGAGAUACGUUGCGAGAGUUCGGAGCAGAGAACGGCAUAUCAUGGGAGUUCACCACACCUGACGCGCCUUGGCAGAACGGUUGUUCUGAGGCACUCAUCCGAUCUGUGAAACGGACCCUGUCAUCUGUGAUCGGAGAUCAGGUGCUGAGUUUCUCUGAGCUGCAAACUGUCAUGUUCGAGGUGUCAAACUUGCUCAACGAACGACCAAUCGGGAGACAUCCGACUGAUGUGCAGGACGGCGUCUACCUCUGUCCCAACGACCUGAUUCUGGGACGAGCCAGUCGCCGAGCACCAUCUGGUCCGUGGGACCAGUCGACGAGCAUCAGUCGGCGGCAUGAGUUUCUUCAGCGUUUGGUUGACGCUUUCUGGCGGAAAUGGACGCGCGACUUCUUCCCGACACUUCUGCCGCAGCAGAAAUGGCACGUGACGAAAAGGAACGUUCAGGUGGGCGAUUUGGUGUAUCUACAGGACUCCAACGCAGUGCGAGGAAAUUGGAGAGUUGGUGUCGUGACCCGAGUGCGUGAGGGACGUGACGGACGUGUCAGAGACGUGGACAUACGAUGCAGAAGUGCGACGGUAUGUGAAGGCGGGGCGGCUAGGCCUGCCAGCCGCUGUGUAGAGAUAACUCGUUCGGUUCAUAGGCUGGUGGUGUUGGUUCCAGUGUCUGCAGGCGUAGUGACGUGAAGGAUCGCGAUGCAGACUCGGCGAGAGUAUGAGUGACGGGUACCUAUUGUCUUGUGCGUUGUGGGACAGCAAUGUUAUUAGUUGAUACGCAGAUACUUGUUUCAGUUCAAGUGAAUUCAUUCGUGCUGUGCAGCGCUCAUGAAUUGUUGAGGCGGGAGUGUUUCGCCCAAUUGCGAAAGAUGUAUCGGCUAUCGCUGCAAACUAAAGUUUUGGCUGUUGUUUAACGGACUCAGCUGAUGUCGAUGGAUUUUCCGGUUGGGUUUCGUUUCGUUGAACCUUGACCUUGUUUUGUUUGUGCCAACGCGGCACAAGUUGGUCGCAGUUUCACGCUUCCGUGCAGGGUUACAGUGUAAGAUUGCAUUUAAUUUAUAUAUUGUCAAUGAUGAUAUGUAUGAAGUUAUUAGAGAGAGUGAAAGGUUAUUGUUGUCAUGUUAUAGGCCCAAGAGAACAGAUAUGGGAAAUAUUGACAGACUGAUAUAGGCACGUGGUGCGUCGCAUUCGCCAAAAUUGAACCUGUGUUCCAGUCCAUUUGUAUUUGUCAAUUAUGUUAUUUUCUGUUUUGUUAAAGCAAGUCAUUCUUUUCAGGUUUCGAACAUCAUCUUACAUCACUUCAUGCUAAAAUACAGUGAUGUUUGGUUUGAAACGCCCUAGUUUAAGCUUUGAAUUUUAAUAUGACGGAAGUUGGU
This is a messenger RNA of Amphibalanus amphitrite, 2609 nucleotides long. RefSeq lists its product as uncharacterized. Gene Ontology annotation, molecular function: nucleic acid binding. Lineage: Eukaryota; Metazoa; Arthropoda; Thecostraca; Balanomorpha; Balanidae. The coding region runs from base 121 to 1923 and encodes 600 amino acids. The record is from RefSeq and is a predicted model, not a curated record. The transcript has 2 exons. Gene Ontology annotation, biological process: DNA integration.